UGUUCAUCUACUGCAUUGUUGAUGCAAUAAACAAUCCAGUGUGGACCAUCACAGAAUAAAAUAAACUAUUUUCUAAAGUGUAACUGUACCAUCUUACUAUAACUAAAAUGUCAAGAUGCAGUUGUGCAGAACAUGUCAGAAAACUGACACAGCAGGUAACAGUCAUGAGAAGAGAGAUUAAAAACCUCAGACAGCAGAUAGAUGGAUCCAUCCGAGCCCAUAAGAAGCAGAUGUCAUCUCUUCAAUCCAUGCUGACAGAUUGCAUGAAACACGACAGAUUACAGUCAGUUAGCAAAAGUCCAUCUCAGAACCCAAGUGGGAUGAAUCAGUUAUUAGAGCAAGGACGUAUUCAUACUCUUCCCAUCGGAUACAUCAGUUCAUGUUUUGCAGUCAAAAAUGGCACGCCACGACAGCCCACCAUAUGCAGUUCCUCUCGGGCCAGCUUGAAGAUUGACCCAUCCGUCUUCAAUAACCCUGAGCACUCUUUAAUUGGGCUGGAACAAUACUCCCAUAUCUGGAUCAUUUUCCUCUUCCAUAAGAAUGGGCAAAUGAGUUGUAAAGCCAAAGUGAAGCCGCCUCGUCUAAAUGGCCAGAAGGUGGGGGUGUACUCCACCCGUAGCCCCCACAGGCCUAAUGCACUGGGACUGACUUUGGCUAAGCUGGAGAGAAUCACAGGAGAUACACUCCACCUGUCAGGGGUUGAUAUAAUCGCUGGAACACCUGUCCUGGACAUCAAACCAUAUAUUCCAGACUACGACUCUCCUAAAGCAGCGACAGACAAGGCCGAUAGUGAACACAGACUAGCAUCAUGCACAGACCCUGUGAUUGCCCAGGAGAUGGAGCUAGAUGAAGAUCCUGAACUCUUACAGACAUCAUCUGAGCCUUCCUCAGAGUCGUCUUGGUCACAGAGGUCUGGAGGCAAAGAUGUGACUGAUGUGCUAGCAGAGGUGAAACACUACCUGACUCACGGGCAGCUUUUCUCUGAAAAUCCAGCUGAGGACAUAAACAUGGGUGCUUCUGAGUGCAGUUCAGCGAGCACAACCCCUGCCAGUCCAUCCAGGCUCAGAUAUGGGCCGGAGUCCUACAGUACUAUUGCUGCCUGGGUCAGGGCACCCCCUAUCAGUCCCCUAGAUGUGCGAUUUACUGUGAGUGCUGAGAAGGAGCUCCUAGAGUUUGCUCCAUGUGACAGUGCAGACAGCAAAAGGCCAAGGUUCCAGUUCUUGAAAGGACGUGACGAGGCGGUGUCGGCCAUCUGCAGCAUUCUCUCCGCUGACCCCAGAUCAGUAUAUCGUCGCACAAGUUGUCAAGACCGUCUGUUCUUCUUCACCCUGGAUACAGCUGACAUCACCUGCUGGUUUGGAGAUGGCUUUGCUGAGGUCGUGAGAGUCAAACCCGUGGAGAGUUCAGAGCUCACUGAUGUUAAAAAAACCUGAAUCUUUCUUAUUGUGGUCUCUCUCUCUCUCUCUCUCUCUCUCUCUCUCUCUCUCUCUCUCUCUCUGUGUGUGUGUCUGAUAACACUUCAAUAUUGACUAUGACAGGAAAUGACUCUCGGACCAGAAUGGCCAUCAAGUUAGAGAGAUGGGAUGUGCCAGGGCUCUGAUAUAAAAAUGAUAAUUCUCUCUUUGUUUACUCACCCUCAUGCCGUUCCAAACCUAUAUGACCUAUAUUGACCAAAAUGGACAUACAGGUAGCAUGAAAAUAUAAAAGUCUGAAGCGAUACUAUAGGUUUGAGUGAUAGGCCAAAAUGAGUCCUUAUUCACUAAAAAUCUUGACAUCCACCCUAGCUCUCCUUGGCACGUUUAUGAGAGAAACUCAUUCACAUUUUUUCACGCUUGAACUAUUCUGUUGGUUGAGGCAUCCAGGAAGAGCACAUAUACUCACCAUUCUGAACAAUAAGUAAAUCAAUUUAAAGCAUAUGUUAUUUAGAGUGUAACCACUUACAUUCUUGCGUGAACACGUUUCAAGUGCUGGAACGCAUAAAGGAGCUUCUCUCCUGAUUCGCUAAUGUCAAGUGUAACUCAUACGUGAGAAGGGACUCAAAUUGUGGUCUGUGUUUCACCCAAACCUAUCAUACAACUAUAGAAGGUGUAAUAUAAUCGUAUGGAUGGAUUACUUUUAUGCUACUUUUUUUCCUUGUUGGAGCUUGAACGUUUGGAUCCCCAUUAACUUGCAUUAUAUGGGGAAAAAAACAGCUUAGACAUUCUUCAAAAUAUCUUUGUGUUCCACAGAAGAAAGCCAUACAGGUUUGGAACAGCAUAAGCAUGAGUAAAUAAUUGUCAUUUUAGGGGGAACUAUUCCUUUAAAUGGGAAUAACAGUUUGAUAGUGACAUUUAGACGUGGUGAUACACAGCAGGAAGAUAUUUGGGGGGGAUUUUAGAGGCAGCUGUCUCGAAUGCAAACACGCGUGACUGAGGGAACGGCCCUGCUCUUGCUGUGCUGUCCUCAUGAUGGUGAGUCAUAGGCUGUGGGUUUAGCCACAUUAGUACUGGUGCAUGUGGUUCAGGUACACAACUUUGGCCAAGCUGUUAAUUGACCUAUCCUCGACUAGAGUGGUUGCAUGUCUGGACAGCCCCGUUACGGUGCUGAGACAGUGCUGAGAUGGGCACAUUGAGAACGGUAUCAUCCAGUCAAGUCUCUAAGCUUCCCAAUCUGCAGGAAUCAAAACUACAAACUUGCAGCAAAACUGUUCCAUUGUCACCUGAGCAUUAAAGGGGCAGUUCACCCAAAAAUGUAAAUUCUCUCAUCAUUUACUCACCCUCAUGCCAUUCCAGAUGUGUGUGACUUUCUUUCUUCUGCAGAACACAAAUG
Xyrauchen texanus (razorback sucker) is the source of this 2808-nucleotide messenger RNA. It is a transcript of the gene trmo, whose product is annotated as tRNA methyltransferase O. The record is from RefSeq and is a predicted model, not a curated record. Bases 108 to 1433 code for a protein of 441 amino acids. The transcript has 6 exons. NCBI's taxonomy places the organism in Eukaryota, Metazoa, Chordata, Actinopteri, Cypriniformes, Catostomidae.